AUGAAUGACAUCUACAGCAAAAUACAGCUUAAUGAUCUCUGUACCUCGCUGGCUAUGAUCUUGGACCUUCAAAGUGCCAAGCUGGAUGAUCCUGGCAUUGGCCUUGGUGAAGAUGCUCUUCAACAUCUUCGAAAUCCUCCCCAAUACACUCUGUCAUUACAUGAUCCCAUCACAAGGGCUGCCAUCAAGACAUAUAUCAACCUUACACACUCAGAUCAUGACUACGAGUCACAGGGCGAAACUAUCAUGGAGCUCAUGGGCAAGGACUUUCCCUCUCUUUAUCUUAUUGAAAAACUCGUUGCUGAACUGAGCAGGGUUGAGUCCUUGAUGCACAAUAUGUGUAUUGACUCUUGUUACACAUUCAUAGGUCCCUUCGCAAACUGCGACAACUGCCCAGGGUGUGGCAAGCCACGCUACAAAGAUGGACCCAGGAAAGAACCUCAGUGCCAAUUUCCAACAAUUCCCAUUGGACCGCAGAUUCAAGCUCUCAUUUGUGACCCAAAAAGUGCCGAGGAGAUGUGGUAUCAUGACCUCUACACCCAGAACAUAUUCACGGAGCUC
Suillus clintonianus is the source of this 561-nucleotide messenger RNA. RefSeq lists its product as uncharacterized. The record is from RefSeq and is a predicted model, not a curated record. NCBI's taxonomy places the organism in Eukaryota, Fungi, Basidiomycota, Agaricomycetes, Boletales, Suillaceae. The annotation marks the transcript as partial. The transcript has a single exon.